This is a messenger RNA of Antechinus flavipes (yellow-footed antechinus), 6608 nucleotides long. RefSeq names its product zinc finger protein 638 (gene ZNF638). Lineage: Eukaryota; Metazoa; Chordata; Mammalia; Dasyuromorphia; Dasyuridae. The record is from RefSeq and is a predicted model, not a curated record. Gene Ontology annotation, molecular function: zinc ion binding; mRNA binding. Gene Ontology annotation, cellular component: nucleus. The transcript is spliced from 29 exons. Gene Ontology annotation, biological process: RNA splicing; regulation of RNA splicing. The coding region runs from base 296 to 6337 and encodes 2013 amino acids.
CGGGAGCGGUAGCUGCGGCGGGGGCUCCCAGCGAAGGGAGUUGAAGAGGCUGUGGGGGUGAGCGGGCCGGGGCCGUCGGUCUGCUUGGCCUAGCUUUGUGUUAUUCUUGGAAAAUUUCGCACCACUUGUGAAUUCCUUGAACCUGGGCAUUGCAAACCCACUUCUGUUGGGCCCAUCUCCUUUGCAGUUUGCUCAGAUUAAGACACAGUUGGCUCUACAACAGCUGAAUGCAGUUGCUUCACAUGGUUCAGCAUCACCUUAUUCUUUAUUAAAUCAAUCAUUCUUGAAAAUAGCCAUGUCGAGACCAAGGUUUACUCCUCGAGGACACUUUCCAGGUCAAAGGCCACAAGCACCUAACCCUUCUGGGAUGAAGCCUCAUGGAGGAUAUAUGAGAACUGAAACAAUGGGUAUACCAAGAUUACACCCAUCGGGAAGACCCCAUGGAAUUGCACAAAGAUUUGGGGGCCAUGAGUCUUACCAGAGCAUGGGCCCCCAUAGGACAAAUGUUCAGAUGAUGCAACACCGAACUGACCCAAGAUUGGCCAAAGAAAAAAUGGAUUUUCAUGAAGCUCAGCAAAAGAAGGGAAAACCUCAUGUUGGUCAGUGGGAUGAUAGUCCUCGUCCAUCUGGAACAACAGGACUGAAACGUGGUUCUGCAACACACAUUACAGACCAGAGUCCUAAAGUACAUAGUCGCUAUACAAAGGAAAGUGCAUCAAGUAUUUUAGCAAGUUUUGGAUUAUCCAAUGAAGACCUAGAGGAACUCAGUCGAUAUCCAGAUGAACAAUUAACUCCAGAAAACAUGCCAUUGAUACUAAGGGAUAUAAGAAUGCGUAAAAUGGGGCGCUGGUUACCUAAUUUACCUUCCCAGAGAAGUGGUAAAGAAACCCUUGGUGGUGAGACAGUUUCAAGUAAUGUGAUUGAUUAUGGACAUGCCAGUAAAUAUGGUUACACAGAAGAUCCAUUGGAAGUACGAAUUUAUGACCCUGAAGAACCGACUGAAGAAAAUAAGAAUGAAUUUCAGUCCCAGCAGAAUAUUUCUGUGUCUGCUCCAAAUGUGAUAUGUAAUACAAUGUUUCCAGUUGAAGAUUUGAUCAGACAGAUGGGUUUCCAAAGUGAGUCCUCCAAUAAUCAGUCAUUUUUCCCAGUUGAUAGUACAAACAAGAUGUCAAAUUUAAGCAUGACAGGACAAUCAGUCCUUGAACCAGUGAACUCUGUGAGCCAAUCUAUUAGUCAAGCAAUGAGCCAGUCACUUAUUUCUUCAAUGAGCCAAUCUCUGAUACCACCUCCUAUGAGCCAGCAGUCCUUUUCAGCUGAGUUAAUUACACCUGUAAGCCAACAGGAGAGGAUUUCGCAUGAACCUGUGAUUAAUUCAUCUAACAUGCAUAUUGGGUCUGGAGGUGGGAAAAAAAAUUACUCAUCAGAACCUGAUGCUCCUAUUCAAUCUCCGUUUGGAAUUGUAAAAGCAUCUUGGCUGCCCAAGUUUUCACAGGCAGGUGCCCAGAAGAUGAAGAGACUUCCAACUCCUUCUAUGAUGAAUGAUUAUUAUGCUGCAUCUCCAAGAAUAUUUCCACAUAUGUGUUCUCUAUGUAACGUAGAGUGUAGUCAUUUGAAGAAUUGGAUUCAGCAUCAGAAUACACCUGCCCACAUUGAGAGCUGCCGGCAGUUACGUCAACAAUAUCCCGAUUGGAAUCCUGAGAUCCUGUCUUCCAGGAGAGAUGAGGGCAAUAGAAAAGAAAAUCAGACUCCAAGGAGACGUACUCACUCAUCUAGUGCUAGUCCCCGCCGGUCUAGGGGACCAAGCUUUGGUCACAAGUUACGGCGAUCUCGGUCUAGAAGCCCUGGACGUUACAUGCAAAACAGACCAAGAAGUCGAAGUCCAAGAUGUUCACAUCGUUUCAGUCCUCGACACCGGUCUCGGUCACCACAUAGGUCUAGAAAUCCCCUCCGGGGCAGUCCUAAGCCCCCAAGAUCUGCUAGCUCUGAGUGGACAUCAAGGAGACGGCCCAGGUCACCAGAUAAAAGAAGCUCAUUGGAAGCUGUGGUACAGAGUCUAGGACAUGGUUUUCCUGCAGAGUUCAGUAAGCAGAAGCACUUUGAAGUAGGUGGGAAGGGAAGAUCCUCAAGCCAGAAGACUCUCAGCAGCGGUUCAAAACUACCUUGUAAGAAUGCAGGCUCAGCCAAAAGUGAGCUCUCUUCAGCCAGUCACUCUGCUCGCCAUAAGGCCAAGAAUCCUGAAGACGCCUGCUCGUCACAGAUGCUGGAGGAAAGUGUUCCUCAAAGAAAGCUGUGGGAAGAUGAAUCCUUGCGUUGUGAUACAAUUAUUCAUGUAUCAGAGUUACCAACUGAUGGCUACACUGAGCAAGAUAUUAUAAAAAUAGUUCAACCAUUUGGAAAAGUUAGUGAUCUCUUGAUUGUUCCAUCUAGAAAUGAGGCCUACUUGGAAAUGAAGUUUAAAGAGGCCGUGGCUGCUGCUGUGAAGUACUGUGAAACAACCCCCGUGCAGGUGAAAGGGAAGAGGGUGAAGAUCAGCGCCGCGGGAAAAAAGAAAUUACCAAGCACUGUCCAGAACAAAGAUGGGAAAAAAAUAGUUUCAGAAACAAAGAAACCAUCGACUUCAAAAAAAGAUACAGAUGCUUCAAAGGCUGAAUCUGUAAUGGCAGCUACCACUGGAAAGUCAGUUAAUAAAAAGUCUGUGAUUUCCGGAAGUGCUAAAAGUAAUAAAACUUCUAACAAAUCAGCAAAACCUAGUGGAAAGAAGACAGUAGAAAACAAAAAACCUAUAGAUCCCCAAAUUAAGGACUCUAGUAAGACUGUGACAAUGCCAGAAAAACUUAUACCAUUAUUGACUGAAUCAGAUCAACCUACCAAGACUUUAAUUGACAAAGAAAACAUUGAAAUAAGAAGCAUUUCAGAAACCAAGAGCAUUCCUGAAACCAAAACCAUUGAGGGUACUGCUAAAGAAAAUGCUUCAGGGAUCACUGAAAAUGAGGAUUCAGUUAGCAAGGAAACUGAAGAAAUGUGCAUUGUCCUCAUUUCAAAUUUGCCAAAUAAAGGAUAUUCUACAGAAGAAGUUUCCAAUCUGGCAAAACCAUUUGGUGGUUUCAAGGAUAUUUUAAUUUUAUCAUCUCAUAAAAAGGCAUACAUGGAAAUAAAUAGAAAAUCUGCAGACUCUAUGGUAAAAUUUUAUACCUGCUUCCCAAUGUCAAUGGAUGGAAAUCAACUUUUGAUAAAUAUGGCUCCUGAAAAUAUUAAUCUAAAGGAUGAGGAAGCUAUAUUCACAUCUUUGAUUAAAGAAUCUUCCCCUGAGGCCAAUCUAGAUACAAUUCACAGUCACUUUGUACAUCUUGGCAACUUACCGGAGGAUGGAUACACUGAACAUGAGGUAGUUUGUGUUGGACUUCAAUUUGGAAAAGUGGAUCGCUAUGUGUUCAUAAAUAAUAGAAACAAGGUAAUUCUUCAGUUAGAUACUCCUGAAUCUGCUCAGAAAAUGCAUAGCUUCUUAAAGCAAAAUCCUUUUAACCUGGGUGAAAAUAUAUUGACCUGUACAUUGUCUCUGAAGACAGAGCCACCUGAGGUUGAAACUGAGAGAGAUCCAGAACCAGGAAAAGAGAGCCCUGACUUGAAAAACAAUCCAGUUGAUGAAAGUGAGGUGCAAACAGCAGCUGAUAGUUCCUCAGUUAAGCCUAGUGAAAUCAAGGAAGAGACCAUCCCAAAUCCCGCCUUCCAAAUGGAGCCUUCCACAUUGCAGGAAGAAACUUCCAAGGGAGAAAUUCAGAGAGGAGCAGUGUGUGAUUCUGACUUGGCUCCUGGCAAGGUGGAGGUGGAAAAACAGGUGGAGGAGACAGAGUUGAAGAAUCCUGAUGGCACCUCUGCCCUGGCCAAGACAGAAGAAGCACAAGAAAGCACAGAGAAUUCCACUUUUGCUCCGCAGGACAAUGUGAUUGAUCUGGAGAAGGAAGCUGAUCUAUCAUCAGGUCCCCCUAGUGGGCCAGGUAGAGAAGAAAGGGACAAUAAGCAAAAAGUAGAAGAGUGCUUCCCCGAGACCGAAGAUGCCCACAGCGUGGAGAAGGCUGGAAAUGCUUUUUCAGGGUCUGUUGGAGUGGCAGCAGGAGAUAUGGAACUACUUGAAGCUGCUUCAGAGGUGGUCCCUCCUAUUUCUCCCAUGGUCACAACCCAGGGAGUUUACACUGGGAGUGAGAAGUUGACAGUAAGCAAAGAGGGAAUCUAUGAUAAAGACACCCUGGAGGAAAAGGAGGACAAGGUGAUUGACUUUAAGGACGCUAGAACUGAGCCGAAAACUGCGCUGGAAAUAGGACCAGAGAAGGAGCCUGACAGAAACACGGCCGAGGAUGCAUUGGGUGUGGAGAAGCCUGAAAGGAUUGUCAUAGUGACAAGGGAGAAAAUGGCGGAAAAUACUGUGAUCAGGGAACACGUGAAUAAAGGAGUGACCCAAGCUAGUAAGCCCGACGAAACGAGUAAAACCAGUGUUCAGGUGGUGUCAAAUGCCUCCUGCAGCAAACUGAGCUCCAGGCCUGGGGCUUCCACCCCGAAUACACUUAAGACAAAGGUGACCGGUCAGAAAAGUGAAGUAAAAACGGAAGAUCAGAGGACUUGCUCAAAGCUUCUGCCCAAGAGCCAAGCAAGCAUGGAUAAGAAGCUCAUGGCCAAAGACAUGGGCUCUCUUAGACCUGCCAUUGCCAGGUCCUCCCUGGGUGAAAGCAGCAAAUCUAAAGCUUCCCCCAGCGGCGUAGCCAGAGGAGGCAGUGGGCGGACCUCAGUUCCACAAGACAAGGAUUACAGGGCUCUAGCAAAACAGUCUCAAGAAACAGAGACUAGACCUUCCACCAUGAAACGGGAUGACAGCGGCAAUAAGACUUCUGCUGGGCAGAACACUAAGAACCCUAAAGGCAGCUCUGGUAAAACUGCCAAACCUAGAGAGGAAGAAGAGCUUUUCCCAUUUAAUUUGGAUGAGUUUGUUACCGUGGAUGAAGUUAUAGAAGAGGUGGAUCCUUCUCAAGUCAAGCAGAAUACACCAAAAGGGAAAAAGAAAGAACUUAUUAAGAAUCCUCCUUCCUCUGAAAUGAACUUAAAAAAAAGGAAGGGGAAAAGCUCAGUGUCCUGUGUUGCAGAGAGUGAGUUAUCUUUUGUGACCUUGGAUGAGAUCGGUGAAGAAGAAGAUGCAGCUGCUCACCUGACCAUAGAGUCUAACUUAGAAACUAAAGCUCUGGUCACUGUGGAUGAAGUUAAUGAUGAAGAGGAGCUAAAUGUGGAAGAAAUGGUGAAAAAUGCAAAUUCCCUUCUUACUUUAGAUGAGAUAAUUGAGCAAGAUGAUUGCACUUCCCAUGGGGAACCUAAAGAUGUCACUAUUUUGUCAGUAGAUGAAGAGCGGGAUCUUUUGAAGAGAGAACCUCUAGUAACUGUGGAUGAAAUUGGGGAAGUAGAAGAGCUACCUUUAAAUGAAUCGGCAGACAUAAAUUUUGCUCCUAUAAAUCCCAAGGAAGAAGAAAGAGCUGUAAGGGAGUCUAUUGGUUUUAUCUCUUCUCAGGUCCCCGAAGACCCAACUACUUUAGUCACAGUAGAUGAAAUACAGGAUGAUAGCAGUGAUGUUCAUUUAGUGACUUUAGAUGAAGUGACAGAAGAAGAUGAAGAGUCUUUGGCAGACUUUAACAACCUUAAAGAGGAACUGAAUUUUGUUACUGUGGAUGAAGUUGGAGAAGAGGAAGAGGGAGAGAAUGACUUAAAAAUUGAGACAACUAGGAAAGAUGUUUGCCUUAUGGCUAAAACAGGAGGCAUCAAGAAGAAAACUAUAAUCACCAAGCAGGAGAAGCCUAAAGCUUUGCAUCAAAUGGGCCAGAUUAGUGAGGAGAUUGUAGAAAAAGACCCCAAAACUAUGGCUGAACGACAUUUAGCAGAGCAAAGCAUGUCCCAUGUUGCUUCACCUCAAGACAAGGGGAUAAAGCCAGAGACCAAGCAAGAACACACAGCUAAAACUUCAGCUAAAAGGAGUCGAAGCAAGAAAAUGCCGUCCUCUGAGACAUCUGAUACCUCAGAACAGCCCAAACUGGAAGAAGCCUUGAAUACAGUUGAAGAAUCUGGAUCAGAAGAUGCAGAACCUGAGAAAAAGAGAAAGAAAGAUGAAGAGUCUUCAUUAGAUUUAGAUUUUCUUAUACCGAAGGCCGGUUUCUUCUGUCCUAUUUGUUCCCUCUUCUACUCCGAUCAGAAAACAAUGGCAAAUCAUUGCAAGAGUGCGCGCCACAAGCAGAAUACAGAGAAAUUCAUGGCCAGGCAAAAAGAAAAAGAACGGAAAGAGGCUGAAGAGAAAAGCUCCAGGUGAUCAGGAGAAGAAUUCAUUAAGAAUUCAUUUAGGGUCCAGUUGAUUUUAUGUAUUUUGUUAUCACUUAAUUUGUAACUUUGUUUCAGAAGCAGAUAUUCAUGUUGUACAAAUUUCUGAUUGCACUUGAUGUAGAAAGGACUGUUGGGGGUGGGGGGAGGUGUGGGAGGGGGAGUAUGAUGGGUUUGAUUUUUAUAUCAAAUCAUCUGGCCUGGAGAAACAUCUUUUACAUACAAGUGUUGAAAUAAAUGUUGCUACUGUAUAUUUAACAGCA